Molecule: messenger RNA, 606 nt
Organism: Astrephomene gubernaculifera
Lineage: Eukaryota; Viridiplantae; Chlorophyta; Chlorophyceae; Chlamydomonadales; Astrephomenaceae
Source: the annotation of a GenBank genome assembly
AUGGGCGUGACCUGCGGGGUGACGAUGACAGGAGCGCGGCAGGAAUGCCGGCAAUGGGGCGCCGUGUACGACGGGGCUCCGCGGCGGUUCAGCUGCAGGAGGCGGACGGGCCGGGUGCGGCUGCGGGUUCGCAGCUGCUGUGGGUGGACAAGUACGCGCCGCGGCACUUCAUGUCGCUGCUCAGCGACGAGCGCACCAACCGGCAGGUGGCUCUGUGGGUCAAGGACUGGGACGAGUGCGUGUUUGGGCGCUCAGCUGCGGGGGCCGGCGGCAGGGGUGGAGGCGGUGCCAGCAAGGCGGACAGCCGGCCUGCGCAGAAAGUGCUCCUCAUCGGCGGACCCCCAGGUCUCGGAAAGACCACCCUAGCCCAUGUGGUCGCACGGCACUGCGGUUAUCAUCCGUACGAAAUCAACGCAUCGGACGAUCGUACGGCAAACACCCUGGCCACCAAGAUCCAAGAUGCCGUACAAAUGACAGCCGUACUGGGCGGCGGUCGACCCAAUUGCGUCAUUGUGGACGAGAUUGAUGGCGCUACGGGUGGCUCCGAAACCGGGGGCGCGGUUGCCGCCUUGCUGAAACUCAUUCGCGCUGGCGAGGGAGGGGGAG